CUAAAAUCGAAUCAAAUCAAUCGAAGUUUUUCAUUAUCAUCAUCAUUUCUGAUUUUUUUUCGAAGAAAACAAAAAAAACUAAAGAAAAAAUGGCCCUAUUCAAUAUACCAUGGUUAACUGAAUCAUUAAAAAAAUGUACAAUAAAAUAUCUGAUCGAACGUUAUUUGGGUCAUUUUCUUUCCGAAGAAUUAGAUUUAUCACAAUUAGAUAUUGAAUUAUUUAAUGGUACUGCUUCGAUAGAAUCAAUACCAUUAAAUGUACAAACAAUUAAUCAAGAAUUAUCAACAUUAUUAUCAUUAAAAUUUUUAGAAGGUUUUGUUGAAAAAAUUGAAUUUAUGGUACCAUGGAGUUCAUUAUGGAUUGAUUCAUGUACAAUACGUUUAGAUGGUAUACGUUUAAAUUUUUGUAAAUUAAAACAACAACAACCGCAGCAAUCAUCAACGAAUCAAACAACAACAACAACAUCGAUAUUAUCUCGUUCAAUGAUGGUAUCAAGUAUGGAAAUGGCUGAAGAAAUUUUGGAAAAACAAGAAUCCGAAAAAUAUGAAGGUUUAGAAAAAUUUGCUCAACUUAUUAGUUCAAUAAUACGACGAGUAAAAUUAUCAGCCAAAAAUACUCGGAUAAAAUUUCAAUUUCCAUCAGGUAACGGUGAUGGUGAUGGUGAUGAAAUUGAAUUUCGUAUUGGUCAUCUACGAUGUGAAGAAGAAGAAAUAUCAUUGGAUAGUGGUAAAGAUGGCCAACAAUCUUCAGCGGCAAAGGAUAAAGAAUCGUCAAGUGAUAAAACAUCAUCGAAUCUUUUACUUUCGGAUAUCGUUACCAAACGUUUAACAUUAGAAGGAAUUGAAAUCUAUAUUAAUGAUAAUUUAAUAACAAAAUUAUUUGGAAAACAUUCAUUAAAACUUCGUUUCAAUCAAAAUCGUAUCGAUAUGGAUGUUUAUCUUGGUUCAUAUCUAUUUGCCAUUUUAAAUUCAAAUCAUAUUCGUAUUUUGAAAUUAUUUUUUCAAAUGAUGAAUGAUGAUGGUCAACAACAACAACAGCAGCAAACUGAAGAAGAAUCAUCGACAAAUAAAAAACCACAAGAACGUUUAAUGACAGCACAGGAUUAUCGUCGGAUACAGGAAUUGAUGCAUAAAGAAAAUCAUCCACAUCAUCAUCAUCAUUUACCAUCAAUGAAACAACAAUCGAUUAAUGGUGGUGGUCGUACAUGGACAACAAUCGAUAGUAAUGAUGAUCAAUUUAAAUCAUUCGACCAUCACCACCAUCAUUCUAAAGAUAAUGAUGGAACGAAAAAAGAUGGUGGUUCCAAAUCGGCGAAUGACGCCAGUUGUAGCAGUGAUCCAAAUCAAAAUACAUUAGUUACAUGUAAUAUAAAAAUUCCCGGUAUAAUGUUAUGUCUGAUCAGUAACGACGAUAAUGAUGAUAAUAUGCCAGAAUUUAAUGAAAUACCAAUAAUUGAUAAUUUACAAACAUUUAUUGGUAUAAAUUCAUUUUUAAAUGAUAUACUACAUGAAUAUAAUCAUAUAAGAUUAUUAGCAUCAAAUAUUUGUUUAGAAUUACGUAAUCAAGAUUACUUACAAUUUAGUUGUAUAAAUAUUAGUUCAUAUGAAUAUCAUCAUAAUGUUGACAACGAUGGCGAUGGUGAUGGAAUAUUGAAUAAUUUAUUCUGGAUUAAUGAUAAUAAUGUUGUUGGUGGUGGUGGUAAUGGUGGUGAUGGUCAAAAUUCCGAUUCAACAAUAAUACCAUCAAUAAGAUUAAAAAAGAAUAAAAAUUUAAUAACGAUAAUGUUGGCGCCAACAUUCAUACGUUUAGAUCCAACAAUUAUUGAACGGCAUCAAAAAUUAUUUGAAUUAUUUUUACCAUCAUUAACGGAUGUAAAUCCAGCACCACCACCAGUGCAAUGUCCAACCAAAUUGACCAAUAUUAACCAUGAUAAUCUUGAUGAUGAAGAUUCAAUAAUAAUAAAUAUUGAAUGUGAAAAUUUGGAAAUGGAAUUAUUUUUCCCUAUACCAGAUUUACGACCAGAACGUAAUGAUUAUUCAUCUAUUAAUCAUAAUAAUCAAUCAAAUGAACCAUUUCAAGUGAAACGUAAUAUGUUUGGUGAUAAUCCAAAUGGUACAAAUAAUAAUAAUGGUGGCCAUGAACGUAUUAUAACACCGGGUGAUCGUGAUCAUUGUCGUCAUUAUUUAGCAUAUAAUCGUGAAUUAACUAGAUUCUAUAUCUAUAUUCAUUUACCUUAUGGUGAAAUUUAUUUGGAUAAUAAACGAUUAUUUGAAUUGAUUUAUAAUCGUUUUGUUAAUGAUCUAAUAAUGUGGAGACCAUUUUUUCGUCGAAGAAAAUUAUCAUCUUCAUCAAUGGUGAAAUCGAAAACCAAUAAUCCACCAAAAUUAUUAUUACCAAUGUUGAAUGAAACAUUAACCGACGACGAUGAUGAUGAUGAUGAUAAUGAUUGGAAGCCGCAACCGAAAUCGCAACCACCACCGCCGCAAAAUUCAUCAAUAUUUUAUAGCUGUAAAAAUGUUCAUAAUAUGGAUUCAUCAUCAACAUCAUCAUCAUCAAUAUUUGAUUCAACAUUAAGUAAUAAUUCAUAUCAUUCAAUAAUGUUUGUUAUUGAAUUGGAAUUGGAUAAUUUAAUGAUAAAAUUUCAAACAAAAUCAUCAUCACCUAUAUCGACAUUGAUGGUAAAAAAUGAAAUUUUUAUGCAAAAUUUUUUACUUGGUAUUGUUGGUGGACCAGCAAGUGAUUUAUCAAAAACUGUGAUUACAUUAUGUAGUGAAAAUCUUCGUUUAAAUUCAAAUGAUCGAUCAAUAUUGAUUAAUAAUUCAUAUUUGGAUUUAAAUUCUGAAUUGAAUUUAGCUGUUGAAAUUCGUCGUGAAAAUGAACUGUUGAAAAAAAUCAAAUUAACUGUACAGCUAAAAAAUGCAAUACUUUUAGGUUUGGAUUUACCUGUAUUUGAAAAUCUUUGGGAAUUUAUUAACGUACAUGAUGAUGAUAUAAUUGGUUAUGUUUGUCCAAGGGUUAUUAUUGAAUUACAUUUGGAUUUAAUGAAAUCGGGUAUUGUAUUUGAUUGUUUAAAAGAUCGACAAACAUUAAUACAUUUUGAAGAUAUUUAUCUAACAUCAAUGGUUAUUGAAAAUACUGAACAAACAAUAUUAAGAUUUUUUAUUGAAGAAGCAUUAUUAUGUUUUAAAAGACAACAACAUUCGAUGGAUUAUUUAAAAAAUUUUAUACCAAUUAUUGAUUCAGGUAUUAUUGAUAUUAAUCUAAAAAUAUCGAAAGAUGGACAAAUCGAAUGGAAAGGAUCGAAUAAUGAAAUUAAUUUAAAAGUUUGUUAUGAUUCAUUAGCAGCAUUAUGUCAAUUUUUACAAACAUUUUCCGCUCAAUCAUUUUCGGGUCAAAAUAGUCAAAAUGAUGGUCAUUUAAAUAAACAAAAUGAUAAAACACAACCACCACCAUCGACGACGAUUAAUCAAAAAGAAUCAAAAAAUCCAUUAAAUAGUAAUGAAUUAUUAGCUGAUGCAUUAUCCGAAUUAUCAGUUAAUGAUAAUAAUGGCGGUGAUGAUGGUGAUGGUGAUGAUAAUGAUGAAUUUACGAUACGAUCAUCAUUACGUAAAGAGAAAAAUUGUUUUUGUUCGGAUAAUUUAAGCAGCAACAACAACAACAAAAUGGAUGAAUCAAAUUUUUUAAUAUUGGGUGAAAAUGAUCUUGGUUCGGGUAUACAUACAAGUAAAGAACCACGUAUACGUAUGUUAAUUGAUGAACCGAUAAAAAUUAUUGAAAAUCAUUUUAAAAUAACACAAAUAAGUGGUAUACCAGAUAUGACAGCAACAACUAUUGCAAGAUAUUUAUUAGAUCGUAUGUCAUUAAAUGUUUAUCUUUAUGCGGGAAAAGAUUUUGAUGAUGAUCAAUCAAACGAUAAUAAUGAUGAUGAUUCUACCACCACCACCACCGGUAAUAAUAAACGUUCGAAUAGUUCAUUAUCAUCGGAUAUUAUAAGUCAAGUGAAUUAUUCAUUAAAAAAUGAAAAUCUAAUGAAUAAAUCAACACAACAACAACGUGUACGUUUUAAACAACAAAAUAAUUCAAUUUUAUGGGAAAAUAUUGAUCUAAUAUCAACAACAUCUGGAUCCAUAAAAUCUGGAUCAAAAUCAUCAAGAAUAACAAAUCCGGUGGAUACACAUUUUUCAUUCAAAUCAACUGGUGGUUUUAAACGUAAAACUGAUACAUAUGUUGUUCUGGUAUUGAAACGAAUACGAAUAUUAUUUGAUCAAUAUGAUAAAAAUGAACUAAUAUCAUGGUUAUUUCGAUUUAUGGUACAAGAAUUAGAAAUUAUUGAUAAAGUUAGUGUAUCGAAAAUAAAUAAAAUGCUUUAUGAAUAUUAUUCGGAAUCAAUGCCUCGUCGUCAAUAUUCAAAUAUGUUUUCAAUACGUAUGACUUGUUUUAGAAAUUUUCAAGAUAAAUUUGAAGAAGCUGACCUAACAAUUUCAUUAAAACCAUUACGUAUUAAUGUUGAUCAAGAUACAUUAUUAUUUUUAAUGGAUUUUUUUACAAAAUUUAAUGAUAUUUUAAUGGCAAAAUUAACAAAUACUGGUGAUGUUGGUGGUAGUAAACAAUUAUCCGAUGAUAAUAAUGAUUUGGAUGAUGACAACAACAGUAAUGCAUCGGCAACAACAAUAAAAAAAUUUGAAAAUAAAUUAACCAUCAAUAUUGAUGACGAUAAUGAUGAUGAUAAUGAUGAUAACGAUGCUGAUGAUGAUGAUGAUGAUAAUUCAAUUAAAAAUCCACCGACAUUAUUUACAAUCGAUCAAUCACCAUCAUUGAAUUCAAAUCGAACGAUUCAAAUUACACAACAUCAAGAUUCGAUGAAUGAUCGUACAAAUUCAUCAUUAUUCAUAAAAUCAUUUACAUUUUUACCCGAUGUACCAAUACGUUUAGAUUAUCAUGGUAAACAUAUCGAUUUGAAACAAGGAGCAUUACCUGGCAUUGCAUUAGGUCUAGCACAACUUAAUCAAAGUGAAUUAUAUUUGAAAAAAUUAUCAAAUAAACAUGGUCUAUUAGGUUUAGAUAAAGUUAUACAAUAUGCUAUUGAAGAAUGGGGACGUGAUAUAAAACGUAAUCAAUUACCAUCAAUUUUAGUUCAAGGUAUUCGUGAUCUAUUCUGGAUACCAAUCGAUCAAUAUCGUCGUGAUCAACGUAUUGUUCGUGGUAUACAACGUGGUGCAUAUGCAUUUUCAGUAUCAACUGCAAUGGCAACAUUAGAAUUAGCAAAUCGUCUGGUUGUUUUGAUACAGAAUACAGCACAAUUUGCACAUAAUGUUGUUACACCACCAACACCUGGUAAUGGUCAUUAUAAUCGUCAUCAAUUAAUACCAGCAUCAUCACAACCAAGAGAUUUACGUGAAGGUUUUACUGUUGCCUAUACAGUUAUACGUGAAGGUUUUCAUGAUACAUUCAGAGGAAUGACAAAUACAAAUUUAGUUGCUGAUGAUACUGUUACGGUUAUUGGUGAAGUUGUACGACAAAUUCCAUCUACUGUUGUUCGACCAAUUAUUCAUUUAUCACAAGCAACAUCAAGUGUUUUAGUUGGUUUUCGUAAUCAAUUAACACCUGAAGCCAGGAAAGAUGAUCAAGAAAAAUGGAAAAAUGCUAAUGAUUGGUAAAUUCGUGAUUAUCAUCGAAUUCAAAUUU
This is a messenger RNA of Dermatophagoides pteronyssinus (European house dust mite), 5685 nucleotides long. It is a transcript of the gene Atg2, whose product is annotated as Autophagy-related 2. Gene Ontology annotation, cellular component: phagophore assembly site; phagophore. The record is from RefSeq and is a predicted model, not a curated record. Gene Ontology annotation, biological process: autophagy of mitochondrion; reticulophagy; autophagy of peroxisome. NCBI's taxonomy places the organism in Eukaryota, Metazoa, Arthropoda, Arachnida, Sarcoptiformes, Pyroglyphidae. Gene Ontology annotation, molecular function: protein-membrane adaptor activity; phosphatidylinositol-3-phosphate binding.